GGUACCACGGGUGAGCGGGCUGAGCGCCGCUCAGGCGCUGGCCAGACAACAGGGACGCGGGACACGGGUGAGCUGGACAGGUCACCUGACAGGGACGCUGCGCAGGGACGCCAGCCGUAGCGGAGCACCGAGGACAUCUGGAAGGCUUCGCGGUUCGGAUUAUCGGGAGAACCUUCUGACCAGGUGUCGUGGCCUGUGGUCUGACGGCCCGCUCUGAUCUGACCUUUGUGAUCUGAUCUGACCCUGUGUGACCUGAUCUGAUCUUGUGUGACCUGGUCUGACCUAGCCUGAUCUGACCUCAUUUGAAGCCCUAUUACAACCUUAUCGUCUCGACUGCCCUGAUCUUACCUGGUCUCGGACAAAAUCGUCAGACGUAAGCUUGCGAAUACCAGCACAUAUCGCACCUGAGCUGAACUGGAUGUUCACCGUCCUGCCCUGAACUCCCUCGGCUCCUCUGAUCCCCUGAUCCCCUCUGAGCUCCUCUGAUCCUCUGGUCUCCUCUGACCUCCUCUGACCCCCGUCACCCCAGCUGUCAGUCCCUGACCUGACCCAGUCGGUGAUGGGCAAGUCAGGGGUGCUCCCGCUGGUGGCGGCGACGCUCCUGCUGCUGACCUGCUCCCACUUGACCCGGGGCCAGGUCGAGUUCCCGGGCCGGUGCCCACCAACGCCCAUCAUACGCGACUUCGACUGGUACAGGUAUAUGGGAAGAUGGAAUGACGUCUUUCGCUACUUUGUAUUUUAUCAAACAAUCGGCAAGUGCUGGAGUGGUACUUACAGCAUGCGCAAAAGUGGUCAGGUACAGGUCACCUUGCGUUUGCGAGAUAAGCUGCUCAGCAAGCCGCUCAAGAUCACCGUGAAUGUGAACCAGCAGAGUCCGUACACGCCCAACAAGCUGUUCUACACGAUCCCGGGAGUGCCGCUGCUCAGAGACAAUUACGAGGUUCUCCGAACGGAUUAUGACAACUGGACGAUCGAGUACUCGUGCAGAAACAAGCCAUACGGAAGGCACGCGAAGCAGGUGUGGAUCCUCACCCGGUCACCACACCCUAGCCGAGCCGUGCUUCGCAAGGCGUUCUACGCGCUUCGUGACCUCGGCAUUCGAAUCACGCCGUUUCGGCGGAGCGACCAGUCGUGCUCCAGGACGCCCUACGGACACGUGCACGGCCGCAGCUUGAGCCUGGAGCCGGCGACUCUAGCGAAGCGCAGCGACCUUCUAGCGCUCUCGGACAUAUUCGCCGAACUGGCGACCAACGGAACGGUGGCGGGCGAUGGUGGUGACAUCUAGCGGGAGGAAGCGUGACGAGGUGUCCUGUGGAGCAUCCAGAACCAUUUCAUAUUGCAAAUGCGGAGGAGCAUUGGUUGGCAAGGCUGGCUCGGAAAGCCAAGCGGGUCUAGAGUUUCCGGGCUUCUAUUUUAAGAGCCAGGGAUUGGGAAUGAAUCGGCUAUAGCCCCGCUGGCCGUCAAGGACAAACCAAAAUAUGUUCAACAGACAGGGGAACCAGCACGUGGAAUUACAUAAAUAAGCUAUUGCCAUCGCAUCACCACGCAGCACUUGUAUCCAAUCUACCGUAUAACUGUAGAUAUGUAAUCACUGAGCGAAGUGGUUCAAGAUCUCGCUUACUGCGAUCCAGCAUUGGAGGUGCAUGUGCACGGUGCGGGGGACUGGUGUGUUAUUGCAUGAAGUCAUCGGAUGACCCAUGUGGGGUCAUCCGAUAUCACAUCUUGUUUUGUGCUCACUUCUCAUCUGCAUCAUAGUUUUCG
Molecule: messenger RNA, 1761 nt
Organism: Pollicipes pollicipes
Lineage: Eukaryota; Metazoa; Arthropoda; Thecostraca; Pollicipedomorpha; Pollicipedidae
Product: apolipoprotein D
Exons: 6
Coding region: 560-1285 (241 amino acids)
Biological process (GO): lipid metabolic process; response to reactive oxygen species
Cellular component (GO): cytoplasm
Molecular function (GO): pigment binding
Source: RefSeq, a predicted model, not a curated record